AUUUGGUUAUUGCGAGCAUAGAACGAGUAACCGGUUAGUGGUAACCGUCUUUGAUAAACAAACUUGAGGACAGUUUGCAAAUAAGUUUUUAAUUAUUUUACAUGUACUUAAUUUAAAAAGUAUACCCAACCAUGUUUUAAUCAUAAUUUAUAUCUCUCCUCGCCUAGUCCUUGUUAACUUUUCUGUUACUCUUAAAACUGAUUUGGUUUUUAUUGAAAAGUCUCUACACAAUCUCCAGGUGACUUGUCUUUGGCAUGGAUGACUUUUUUAACACUUCACGACAUCCAAGAAAAUCAACUAACAAAAGACCGAGAUCGGAUAAUCAUGGUACUGAUGUCACGUUAGAAGAUGAAACACAAUUGACCAAUGAGUUCUUGCCCGUCAGAGGAAUCUCCACACCAUUUCCAGGUGCUUUACCUUUUGGCGUGGAGGAAACGUUUCACACUUCAGGAGAUCCAGCAAAAGACCGCUUGUUUAAAAUAUUUUUCCUCAAAUCACAAGACUGUGAUGGACUACGAUCAGCCUACAACUCGCUUUUACGCGAGGUGUUCAAUCCUCGCUGGAUUGAUUUCUCAGAAAUUGAUGAAAUGAUCUCGCUUCAUGAAAAUCCUGUUUUAGUUUUGGAUUCAUUCGAAUCUAGCGAGUUUUCACUUCUCAAAUCCAAAAAGAGUCUAAAAAUUUUUUCAGCUUUUGCCUUGCUCUCAAUAAAUCCAAGAAAGCCUAAAGACUUGCUUUCAUUCAAGCAUCCUCACAUCGCCAGUACUUGUAUGAAAAAAGUAUCUUUAACAUUCUCUGGUAUUUCAGAUAAUUCUGUUGUUUCUGAAAUUAGGAGUAAAACUCGUGCCAUGGGUGGUAUUUUUAAACCAGCACUAUAUGCAAAGACAACUCACAUUGUUGCUACAAACUGGAACACCGAAAAAGUGAAACAUUUUAGGAAAGCAAACAAGCCUGUGAUGCGUCCUGGAUGGGUAUUUAGAUGCUGGGAAAAGAGAGAAGAUAUUCUUGAUAUAAAAGAGUUAGACCCUCAAGAGUUCACUCUACCUGUGUUUGCAGGGAUGAAUAUUUGUGUAUCGGGGUUUGAACAACGUGAAAGAAUAAAAAUUAAACAAAUGGUUGUUACAAACGGAGGCAAUUGGCAUUCCGGGUUACUUUUGAACCAAUACGAUGCUGAUACUGAGUAUACACAAUCAACUCAAAUUGAUCCUAAUAACAAAACUACUCAUUUGGUUGUAGCUAGUAAAGCUGGUGACAAAUAUAAAGCUGCAAUGAGUGACCCAGACGUAAAAAUUGUUAAUAUUGACUGGAUCAAUAAAUCACAACUUCAAGGGAUUCCACAAAUGGAAGAUGAUCCAAAAUACUGUUUAAGAGACGACAGUGCUAUGAAUGAGUUGAGACGAGCAGAAAGGGAAAGAAAACGUAAACAAUUACAAAGUUGUAGUCAAAACAGUACUACUUCAACUCAAGACAAUUCUUUGCCCGUUCUUCCUCUCAAAAAGGAUAUUUUUACCAUAAUUGAAAAACUAGUUUUCACCAAAACGAUUCCUUCCACUGUUGUUUUCGAUGGACUCAGUUUUUGUUUUUGUGGCUUAGGCACUAAUUAUCAUCAAAAUGUAAAAAAACUCAUCUCUCGUCUUGGAGGCAUUGUUUAUAACGAACUUGUAUCUGCAGUUACGCAUGUUAUUAUUGGACCUCAUAUGACUUCUCGUGAUGCAUAUAAUCUCAAUCGACACGAAGAAAAAUAUCGAAGUAUAUCUAAAGUGUCCUUAGAGUGGGUGGUGGAAUGUGCAGAAAAUGGGAAAUUGUGUCCUCCAUACUUUGACGAUAAAUUAGAAAAAUUCUUAGAGCAAAUUAGUUCCACGCAAGAUUUACCAGCCAAUGACGCUAAGGAUGUUGCUUAUGCAAGAGCAUUGAAACGAGCAGAUGAAUUCACUAAAGAAAUUGAUUUGGUUGAAAAAUUGAACCAAAAUAACAACAAAAAUAAUCCCAAGAGUAGUAACAGUAAUGUUAAAAGCGGUUUCCGAAUGGGUUCAUUUUCAGCUGCGGCCAAAUUAAAGAUUAAAAGUAUUCCAAAAAGACGGGAGAGCAAUAAUCUUAGCAUCCCUGUUGAAUGGGCAAAUUCAUCUAACGAAUGAGUCUUUUCUAAUUAGCACUUGAAUUUGUAUAUUUUUAUAAAAACUCAAUAUCAAAUUUUAAACUUUAUACUCAUCAACUCUGUAAUGUUUAUGUACAAAAAUAUGAAUACAAAUUUUUUUAUUUCUAUUAAUCUGAAAUCUAAAAUCCUCAUCAAGUUAAUUUGUAAAUAAUAAACUUGAUAGAUAUAUCCAAUGAUGAUUGAAAAUUAAAUUGUUUAUUCCAUAUACCAUAAUAA
Tetranychus urticae (two-spotted spider mite) is the source of this 2368-nucleotide messenger RNA. Its product is annotated as DNA topoisomerase 2-binding protein 1-A. NCBI's taxonomy places the organism in Eukaryota, Metazoa, Arthropoda, Arachnida, Trombidiformes, Tetranychidae. Gene Ontology annotation, biological process: mitotic DNA replication checkpoint signaling; DNA replication initiation; mitotic G2 DNA damage checkpoint signaling. The record is from RefSeq and is a predicted model, not a curated record.